UUUUAAUUUAAAAUAAAAAUUAAUAAACAAAAAUGUCUAAAAGAAUGAAUGCUGCGCUGUUUCUGAUCUUCACUGCCACAACAUUAUUGGGAUUUAUUAAUGCACAGGCAGUUGGCUCCAAAGAUCUCUUCAGAUGCCGCCAAAGUUGCUAUCAGAAGUUUGUGCAAGAUUGGCAUCACUGCAUGGAUUUCGAGGAUUGCAAGAAUUGUUGGAAUAAUUGCGAUCAACAACUGGGUCCUUUCCCACUGAACAUCAAUUCAGCAUUACGGCAAGGCUCAUUGGUACUCACUGAUAUUGCUUGGGAUCAGGCAAUUACAAACGCAUCCAAGCAAUGCUUAGUCACUUGGGAGGUCUCCGGAGGCGGUCUAAUGGGCAAUCUGUUGACUGAUAGUUCCACUGUUGAAUUAUCCCUUUGGUCAGAUACGGUUUAUCACGUACAAGUUACGUGCAAGCAUAAGGAAACUGGUGGCAUGCGUCGCUCAUAUAAACUGAUCGUGGACACACACAAAUUAAGCGAUAGCAUUGCAACUGGCAUGCAAGAGAUAACUCUAAGUAAUGGCAUCACAAAAACUUUACCCAAUAUAUAUAGCAACGAACUGUCCAAUUCAGCUGAGACAGAUUCACGUAUGCGCAUACUAAAGGAUAGCUCAAAGGAUUUCCUCACUCCUUACAAUCCAAAUGCCAAUGUAGCAAAUACCAAAGAUAAUACAAAUAACGUUGAUAAUAGCAUCUCAAGCAGUUCGUCCACUACAGACAAGAGUAGCAGUAAUAUCAAUAGCAACAGCAUUAAUGCCAAAAAGGAUAAUACAUUACAUAUGAAUUCAGUGCUGCGGACCAAACUAAUUGCACCAAUGGUGCCAGCUAAACCAACAGAUUUCCUAACACAAAGCAUGGUCUUUGCUGUUGUCGGUGCAGUUGUCGUUUUCUUUGGUUUACUGACACUAUAUGCAUUGACAAGACCUGCACGCAAAGAUGUACCUGCUGGCGCUAGUGCCAUUGAUAAGGAAGUUCUGAUACACAGCGAACUGCUACCAAGUCAAACAACAGCUGCCAAACAACAAGGAGCACAUACAGUCAUAUCCGCGGCUGCGCUGACAACAGUUGCCGCUGACACACGGACGCUGCAUGUGUAAAUGGCAUAUGCGUGUCAUGUAUAUAAUGUAAUGUCUGUAUGUAUUAGUUUGUAAAUAUUUGCUUCAAAACAUAAAUUAUUUAAAUAAUUAAUUAAUUAAUAACUUUUAAAAAAGUUCAGUUUUUGUUAUUUUCGAAUUUAGAUGUGAUGUAAAUUUAGCUAUUUUUUUUUUCU
This is a messenger RNA of Teleopsis dalmanni, 1306 nucleotides long. RefSeq lists its product as uncharacterized. Bases 33 to 1133 code for a protein of 366 amino acids. The transcript has 4 exons. The record is from RefSeq and is a predicted model, not a curated record. Lineage: Eukaryota; Metazoa; Arthropoda; Insecta; Diptera; Diopsidae.